Messenger RNA from Panicum virgatum (switchgrass), 2016 nucleotides. Its product is annotated as putrescine hydroxycinnamoyltransferase 1-like. The coding region runs from base 516 to 1787 and encodes 423 amino acids. Gene Ontology annotation, molecular function: acyltransferase activity, transferring groups other than amino-acyl groups. NCBI's taxonomy places the organism in Eukaryota, Viridiplantae, Streptophyta, Magnoliopsida, Poales, Poaceae. The transcript is spliced from 3 exons. The record is from RefSeq and is a predicted model, not a curated record.
AUCCUUCCACGCGAAGAGAACCACUACUGGAACACAAGGAAUCAAAGACGAGCAGAUGACCUACCUGUUCCGGGAGCCAGCUCUCGAAGUUCACGGGCGGCGUCCAAUUCGCCAAAGAUGCAAGCGCGGCACGAUCCAGCUGACCAGCAGUGGCUGCAAGAACCAAAUCAUGGCACCCGCAAUCAAUCUACAAUCGCAAUGAGAACGAAACUCCAUAGGAGUUUUAACGGUGUCAACUGGAUGGAAAAAUCCGUGACGUGCGGAUCGUUCGCAGUAGUAGGAGUAGUAGUGAGAAGCCGGCCUGCAGUCCCCAGCCAGACUUUUGCUUGUCCGAUGGCCAUCAGCGACGACCGCGUCAGACGACUCAGGGCUGCCCUCCAAGUUGCUCAAAGAGGUUCUAUGUAUCUCCCUACUAAAAUCGAUUGCCUACGGCUGCCACCGCAGCAGUCCUGCCUGAAUUCUUCGUUUGUACUCAGAGACAUCCGCGUCCGAGUCGAGAGCGAGCGAGAGCGAGGAUGAAGGUGGAGGUGGUGGAGACGACGCUGGUGCCGCCGAGCGAGGCGACGCCGCGGCACGCGCUGUGGCUCUCCAACCUGGACCUGGCGGUGCCCAAGACCCACACGCCGCUCGUCUACUACUACCCCAGGCCCGAGCCCGCCGGCGCCAUCGACCCGGCGCGGCUGCGGGGCGCGCUGGCCCGGGCGCUGGUGCCCUUCUACCCGCUGGCGGGGCGGCUGGCGGCGUCCGGCCCGGGCGGCCGGCUCGAGAUCGACUGCACCGGCGAGGGCGCGCUCUUCGCCGUCGCCCGCGCCGACUUCGCCGGCGACGACCUGUUCCGGGACUUCGAACCCUCCCCCGAGGCGCGCCGCCUCCUCGUGCCCUUCGCCGAGUCCGGCGAGCCGCCCUGCGUGCUCGCCAUGGGCCAGGUCACCUUCCUCAAGUGCGGCGGCGUCACGGUGGGCACGGGCAUGCACCACGUGACGAUGGACGGCGCCGGCGCGUUCCAGUUCAUCCGGGCGUGGACGGCGCUGGCGCGCGGGGAGGCCCCGCCCGCGGCGGCGCCGCCGUUCCACGACCGGACCCUCCUCCGGGCGCGCUCCCCGCCGCGCGCCGCCUUCGACCACCCGGUCUACUCCCCGCGCUACCUCAGCGGCGCGCCGCGGCCCUUCGUGACGCGCGCCUACGCCGUCCCGCCGAAGCUCCUGGCGGGCAUCCGGUCGCGGUGCGCGCCGGGGGCGUCCACCUUCUGCGCGGUGACCGCGCACCUGUGGCGCGCCAUGUGCAUCGCCAGGGGCCUCCCCGCCGGCGCCGACACGCGGCUCUGCGUGCCGGCCAACGUCCGCCAGCGCCUCCGCCCGCCGCUGCCGGCGGCCUACUUCGGGAACGCGAUCGUGCGGGACCUGGUCAUGGGCGGCGUGGGCGACGUGCUGUCGCGGCCGCUGGGGUUCGUGGCGGAGCGGAUCAGGCGCGCGGUGGCGCGCGUGGACGACGCCUUCGUGCGCUCCGUGGUGGACUACCUGGAGCUGGAGGCGGAGGAGGGCGGCCAGGCGGCGCGCGGGCAGCUCAUGCCGGAGUCGGACCUGUGGGUGGUCAGCUGGCUGGGGAUGCCCAUCUACGACGCCGACUUCGGGUGGGGCCGCCCGGGGCUCGUGGCGCCGGCGCAGAUGUUCGGCAGCGGCACCGCGUACGUGACGCAGGGCCCCGACAAGGACGACCCCAUCAACGUGCUCUUCGCGCUCGAGACCGAGUACCUGCAGGCCUUCGAGAAGGCCUUCUACGGGGAGUGAUGACCCCCGACGAGCUACCGUGGCGAGGCUUGGUAGAGGAGGAUGAGUAGUAGGAGAGCCAGCCCUCUGCGCGGCGACGUGAUGCCGUGGUGACCUCCGUCGGGUUCGUGUUGGGUUGGUGUGCCAAGCUGCUGCUGGUGUCUCCGUGUCUGUAGCAUAUGAGUAGUUACCAGCAUGUGUUGAAGAUGCUCCUGCAUGCAUGCUUAGUUGCUUGCUGUGACAUUGUCGU